AUGAAAAACUGUGCUGAGCUGUACAAAUCCGGCGAAAGAAUUACAGGAGUUUACACAAUCGAUCCCGAUGGUUUGGGUGCGUUUGAUGUGUUUUGCGAUCAAAAAUCUGUAGGUGGGGGGUGGACAGUAUUCCAGAAGAGACUCGAUGGCUCCGUUGAUUUCAACAAUCGCGGCUGGGCGGACUUCAGACGUGGAUUCGGAAACUUAAAUGGUGAGUUUUGGCUCGGACUGGACAAGGUACACCGCCUGACCAAAACAAAGAGUAGACUGCGAGUGGAACUCGAAGACACACAAGGAAAGAUAGCUUACGCUGAAUACGAUAUGUUCUCUGUUUCCAGCGAAAGAAAUAAAUACAGACUUGGCCUUGGGAAGUAUACAGGUGAGUGCCUACAAUCUGUGGAUUGGUCUAUUUUACCCUAAAUAUGGUUCCUAAAGAUACAGCCGAAUUAGAGCGAUUCUUUCAUUUUUAUACAGACCAAUAAGCUCAGCGUCACAGAAAAGGUUACUAUAACUGUUAUUUACUCCAGAUCCCCCAAAACAGUAGAUUCUUCGUUUUUGCUUGUAUGUUUUUGUUUGUUUGUUUGUUUUUUUUUUUCAGAAUUUAUUGCAUUCUCUUCUAUCAUCAGAGUCUGAAAAACUCUGACAUUCAAUUUCUCUCCAAAGUAACACAAUUUCUGGACUUUCUGAUGGUUCCUAAACUCCCGUCUUUGAGGGGAGCCGCAAGUUUAGUGUUGUGCCUACUUUUGCUAACUGUCGGUGUUUUUGUCUCAGGAACUGCUGGGGAUUCUUUGAGCUUUCAUAGGAACAUGGCAUUCUCCACCAAAGAUCGCGACAAUGAUAAAUACUCGGGCAACUGUGCCGCAUACUAUAAAAGUGCUUGGUGGUACAACAACUGUCUCCGUGCCAACUUAAACGGCUACUAUUACCACGGUUCGCACGUCGGGUCUGCCCAUCGUGGUAUCAACUGGGAUAAAUGGAAGGGUCAAAGUUACUCCGCUAAGAGAGCUGAAAUGAAGAUCAGGCCCGUGGACUUUUAA
This is a messenger RNA of Pocillopora meandrina, 1037 nucleotides long. Lineage: Eukaryota; Metazoa; Cnidaria; Anthozoa; Scleractinia; Pocilloporidae. The record is from the annotation of a GenBank genome assembly.